Arabis nemorensis is the source of this 900-nucleotide messenger RNA. The record is from the annotation of a GenBank genome assembly. Lineage: Eukaryota; Viridiplantae; Streptophyta; Magnoliopsida; Brassicales; Brassicaceae.
AUGGCGUCACCAUCUGAUCAUACGGCGAAGAUAAUUGACGGGAAGGCGAUUGCUCAGACCAUCCGAUCAGAGAUCGCCGAGGAAGUUCGUGAUCUAUCUGAGAAACACGGCAAGGUCCCAGGACUAGCGGUAGUUAUAGUUGGGAAUCGAAAGGAUUCACAGACCUAUGUGAAUACGAAGAGGAAAGCAUGCGCUGAGGUUGGGAUUAAGUCAUUUGAUGCAGACCUACCAGAGGAUGUUGGUGAAGCUGAUCUUAUAAGCAAAGUUCAUCAACUAAAUUCGGAUCCGGAUGUCCACGGUAUAUUAGUUCAACUUCCAUUGCCAAAACAUAUUAAUGAGGAGAAUGUUUUGGGAGCAAUCAGCAUUGAUAAAGAUGUCGAUGGCUUCCAUCCUUUGAAUAUUGGUAAGCUAGCCAUGAAAGGCAGAGAACCCCUCUUCCUUCCUUGCACCCCAAAGGGAUGUUUGGAACUCUUAGCAAGAAGCGGCAUAAAGAUAAAGGGGCAACGCUCAGUUGUUGUAGGUCGGAGUAACAUUGUUGGAUUGCCAGUUUCACUUCUAUUGCUCAAGGCUGAUGCUACUGUUACAAUUGUACAUUCUCACACCAAGGAUCCCGAGGCUAUCAUACGGGAAGCUGAUAUCGUUAUUGCUGCAGCCGGGCAAGCCUGCAUGAUUAAGGGUGACUGGAUAAAGCCAGGGGCAGCAAUAAUCGAUGUUGGAACUAAUGCAGUCAGUGACACGAGCAGGAAAUCAGGAUACCGUUUGGUUGGAGAUGUGGAUUUCGCAGAAGCUUCUAAAGUUGCAGGUUUCAUAACUCCAGUCCCUGGUGGUGUAGGCCCAAUGACAGUGGCAAUGCUUCUCAGGAACACCUUAGACAGUGCCAAGCGGACCUUUGGCCAGUAA